AUGUAUAUAUGUGUAUGUGGAAAAAGUGAUAUUAGAGACAAACAUCCAGAUGUGGAAAAAGUGAUAUUAGAGAAACAUCCGGAUGGAGACAAAUAUCCGGAUGUGGGAAAAGUGAUAUUAGAGAAAACUCCACAAAAUGAUACUUUGACUUGUCCUAUGAUUCAAAAGGAUAUUGGCAAUGCUUGUGCGAAAGAAACAUUGAAAGUUAUAAUUGAGGACUUGAAUGGAGAUUACUUUGGGAUAUUAGUUGAUGAAUCCAAAGACAUCUCACACAAAGAACAAAUGGCUCUUGUUUUAAGAAAGAAAUCUAUUCCAUCCAAAAUACGUGAACAAGGUUAUGAUGGAGCUAGUAAUAUGAAACGAGAGAUAAAUGGUUUCAAAACUUUAAUUAUGAAAGAUAGUCCUUCGGCAUAUUAUAUUCAUUGUUUUGCACAUCAAUUGCAACUAACACUUGUUGCUAUUGCUAAAAAACAUUUGAAAGUUGAAGACUUUUUUGAUCAUGUUACUAAUGUGUUGAAUGUUGUUGGGGGAUCUUUUAAGCGUAAAGAUUUACUUCGUCAUCACCAAGCCGAAAAUUUGAACUUGAAUCCUGUCAAUUCUUUCUCUAACUUUGACAAAGAUAGAAUCAUGACUUUAGCGAAGUGUUAUCCAAAUGAGUUAGAUGAUGAAAAUCUUCGAGAUUUGAGUUACCAACUUGAUACUUUCAUAAUUCAUAUGCGAGAUGGUAAUUUCAAAUUCUCCAACUUGCAAAGAAUUCUUGACUUGGCAAAGACAUUAGUUGAGGCAAAUCUUGUGGAGACUUAUUCACUUGUUUAUUUACUUAUGAAGUUGGCUCUAAUUUUACCCGUUUCUACGAGUGUGCUUGCAAAUGUAAGUAAUGAUGUCAUCGUUGAUCGUUUUCAGAAUAUGAAAACUCGUCGUGGACAAUUAUAA
Molecule: messenger RNA, 933 nt
Organism: Capsicum annuum
Lineage: Eukaryota; Viridiplantae; Streptophyta; Magnoliopsida; Solanales; Solanaceae
Exons: 4
Coding region: 1-933 (310 amino acids)
Source: RefSeq, a predicted model, not a curated record